Molecule: messenger RNA, 2312 nt
Organism: Anoplophora glabripennis (Asian longhorned beetle)
Lineage: Eukaryota; Metazoa; Arthropoda; Insecta; Coleoptera; Cerambycidae
Product: cytochrome P450 CYP12A2-like
Exons: 10
Coding region: 88-1713 (541 amino acids)
Molecular function (GO): heme binding; iron ion binding; oxidoreductase activity, acting on paired donors, with incorporation or reduction of molecular oxygen
Source: RefSeq, a predicted model, not a curated record
UCAGACAUUCGCAUCAGAUCGGUGUUAGUGAACGUUCUAUUAAAUCGCAUUUAAUUCUGCUUACCCAGGCGACAGUUUCUUAACAAAAUGUUGAGGAGCGGGAUAAAACUUCAUAAGAUUGGUGUAAAGUUUAUUUCCACCAACCCUUCUAAAAGAACUUCGGAGGCCAUAAGUAUUUCUAAGAAAGACGACUAUUACAAGAAUCUAGGCGACUCCGGGGAAAAAGAUCUCCUGAAACCACCAAGAUGGCAUGAAGCUCUGCCGUACGACUCCAUUCCAGGACCUAAACCUCUUCCGCUUAUUGGGAAAAUGUGGAGGUUCAUGCCGUACAUAGGCCAGUUCAGCAACAUGCCUCAAAAAGAUAUUUAUCAAACAUUAAAAAAUGAGUAUGGCAACAUUGUUAUGCUUAAAGGAAUACCUGGAAGGAAUCCCAUGGUUUUAGUCUUUGAUGUUAAUGACAUGGAAACUGCUCUCAGAAAUGAAGGAGCAUUUCCCAUAAGAACAAUUCUUGCAGAUUCUCUAGGAUAUUAUCGUAUGGUAGUAAGAAAAGAUGUUUUUGGUGAAGUUGGAGGAGUUAUAAGUGUUCAUGGAGAAAAGUGGUUUAAAGUCAGAUCGGUAGUAAACCCAAUCUUGAUGCAGCCUAGGACAAUUCAACAGUAUUUAGGAAAUAUGGAUAAAGUCGCUCAUGAAUUGGUUGAUAAUAUUCGAUAUUUCUCGAAACAAAAUGAAAAAAACGAAAUGCCGGACGAUUUCCAGGGCGAGUUAUAUAAGUGGGCAUUGGAAUCAGUUGGAGUGGUCGCACUCGACAGGCAAUUAGGAUGUCUAGAUUUAACUGCCCCUAAGGAUUCCGAGCCACAGCAAUUUAUAUCCAAUGUAAAUGAAUUUUUUGACCUUAUGUAUCGGUUAGACUACCUCCCACCAAUAUGGAAAUUCAUCCAAACUCCCACAUUUAAACGUUAUGUCAAAGUUUUAGACAUUAUAACUGACACAACGCGUAAAUAUGUAGAAGAAUCUUUGAACAGGUCUGUUGCGGAAAAUAUACCAGACGAUCAACUCAGUGUGACCCAAAGACUGGCCAAAAUGGAUAAAAAGAUUGCUGUUGUUAUGGGCAUUGAUAUGUUGAUAGCUGGAAUAGACACGACAGGAAAAACGUUGGCUACCUUGUUGUACUUCCUUGCAAAAAAUCCAGACAAACAGCAGUGUCUCCGAGAGGAAGUAUUGAAAAAUCUUCCGGAAAAAAAUUCUCCAGUCACCAAAGAGGCUUUGAAUAAAUCGCCAUAUCUUAAAGCAGCAAUCAAAGAAUCGAUGAGGAUAGCUCCAAUAGCGAUAGCAAAUGCGAGGACGACCAUAAAGGAUUUGGUCCUUGGAGGCUAUCAAGUUCCAAAGGGUACUGACGUCGUCACCUUGCAUCUCCUUAGUUCCAAUUCGGAUGAAAUAUUCAAAGAUGCUGAUAAAUUUAUUCCUGAGAGGUGGCUUCGAACAACGGAAGACCAAUACUCAUCUAAAAACGUGCAUCCCUUUGCAUACAUGCCUUUCGGUUUCGGACCUAGGUCAUGCAUUGGCAAGCGCCUGGCCAAUUUGGAAUUAGAAGUAGCGACAACGAGGAUUAUAAGGAACUUUGAACUGUCAUGGCAUCACGAAGAUAUGAAAUUUUCCGGAAAUUUAAUGUAUGGAAUAACAAAACCUCUUAAACUCAAAGUAAAGGAGCUCUAAAAAAAUUGUGUUGAAUUAUGCGAUAUUUGUAAGAUGAUGUUAUAAAAUAUAGGAAACCUUUCAAUAUUUGUUGCAAAAAAAAUCGACCAUUACAAACAUACCUACACUGUAUAUUUUUGCAAAUUUGAAUUUUUGGGGUCUAUCUCCAACAGAAAGGAAAGUAGGAUCGAACGACUGGAUAUAGUGGAACAGGAGAGGAUAUUUUCCGGUUAACUGUAUUUUAUCGAACCAAUCAGCGAUCGCGUUAUCUCGAGCGUACGGUUUUUAGUUGACCGUACCAGCCGUGCAAUGUUGGUCACGUGACUUAUAAUCAUAUAUGAAGGGUCUGUAUAAGGGUAACCACUAACCUUCCCGAAAUAUUUUUAUUUUGGAAUUUAUUAAUGCUAAUUAAGUUAAAAGUAUAAUAUAAGAUAUUAGGGUAUUUGUCAAAAUACUUAUAGUAUAUAACUUUAUUUUUAUAUACAUGUAAAUAAAAAUAUGUUUUUGUUCUCUAUCAGAAUGUUUUGGUUUUAUGAGAUGUUAGAUUUAAGUUUUUAUAUCUAUUCGUAUACAAUAACGCCUUAUUGUUAUAAAAUAUUAAAUAAAUAAAUAAUAUUUUA